CGGUAGCUGACUGAAUAAUAAUCAGUACAGUAGUGACUCACGGGCGUGGAAUUCUGUGCGCGCUCGGCUCGGCGCCGUCCGACAGGCAUUGAUAGGUUAUAAAACGUCAGUCAUGAGCGAUGUCCUCGUGAUCGGUCUCGCAAUCACGGGACGAUAAUUCGCAUCUUCCGAUGCUCCCGCGAAUCACCGCGGCCGCGUCACCAUGAUCUCCGCAGCCCCAUUUGUUUUGCCGUUUCUCUUCCUGCUAAACGCCCGGGCGAGUCCCGUGCUGGAUGCUCCAAAAUUGCUGAUCGUCUCCUACGAUGCGUUCAGAUAUGACUAUCUUGAGAGAAAGCUGACGCCGUUCAUGAACCAGUUAAAGGCAAAGGGUACUUACACUGACUACAUGAUGAACAUUUUUGUCACUAAAACUUUUCCUAAUCACCACACGAUGGCGACGGGAUUUUAUGCGGAAACACAUGGGGUUGUAGAUAAUGAAUUUUUUGAUCCUGUCAAAGAUAAUCUCACUAAGUAUUCAUACGAGCUGUAUCACUAUAACAACAAUAUUCUACCUAUUUGGACGGUUAAUGAAAAGAAUGGUGGACGCAGUGGCACAAUGAUGUGGCCGGGCUCUGUGUUCGAAUAUCAAGGAACUUCACCCACCUUUGCACAGACUUUUAACGAUACGAUUCCGUGGGAGAAACGAAUUGAUGAAUUACUGUCGUGGUUCGUGCAUCCCACGAAACCGAUAAACUUGGGAAUAUUGUACAUUGAAGAUCCGGAUUAUCACGGUCACGCCGUAGGAAUAAACAGCCCCGAAUUCAAUGAUAUUCUCAGAAAAUUGGAUAAUAUUACUAAAUACAUGCAUGACAAAAUUGAUCAUUAUGGCUUGACGGAAGAUCUCAAUAUGAUUCACUUAAGUGAUCACGGCAUGGCAUCUGUUACAAUGGAAAGAAUAAUAAAUUUAACAAAUUACAUCAACGCUAGUGAUUAUACAUUCGUGGGAACGUCUCCGGGAUUACAUAUUUUUCCUCAUUCUGGGAAAGAAGAAAUUAUUUACCAAAAAUUGAAAUUUGCCGCUGAACAAACGAAAACGUUCAAAGUAUAUAAAAGAGAAGAUAUCCCAAAGAAAUAUCAUUAUGGCAAUAAUACUCGUGUAGGACCGAUUUUUGUCAUUGCUGAAGUUGGAUACGCGUUUCAGAAUCUGUAUGACGCUAUAGAAUUUUAUAAACAGAAAUUUAAUAUUACAGUUAACAAUCAGACGGAAUUUGGGUUGCAUGGUUAUAAUAACGAAGCUAAAGAAAUGCAUCCAUUCUUCUUCGCGAAUGGCCCUGCUUUUAUACCAAGAUGUAAAUUAGAACCUUUCAACAAUACAGAUCUGUUUCCCUUGUUUUGUGAAAUACUUCAUUUAAAGUGCCCCAAGGUUAACGGCACUUUAUCUCACUUAACAAAGUGCCUUAGGACACAAUCGAAAUAUGUACCAAUAACUACAUAUAAAAUAUUGAUUGCAGUUAUGCUAACCAUCACAUCAAUAGGAAUUGUCAUUGUGGCGACAAUAAUUUAUAUAAAGAAACGAAGAUUAGGAUAUAAUUAUAGGAACUCAUAUUAUACAUUGGGCGAAUAAGGUAUUACAAUUGAAUAAACGUGACGUUUACAGUCUUUCAUUAAGUUUUAAGUUAGUGAAUUGAUUCGAUAUAUGACAAGGAUAUUAUACGAAAAAGAAUUAUAAAUUAUUAUGUUUUUAACAAUGACUAGUACAAAUACAAAUUUUUUUAAUCUUAGAUCUCUUCCAUGUUACAAGAAAACAUGCUCAAUAUAUAUAAUUUAGAAAUUAUUCAGUGUUGAUAUUUUUAAUGUUCAUAUUUAAAAUGAUGAUUUAUUAAAUUAUAUGUUUAAUAACACAAUAUGACAAAAUUUGAAACAGUAUUUCUCAUUGGUAUUUAUAACGUAAUUUAAUAAACUAUGAUGUGCAAUA
Messenger RNA from Solenopsis invicta (red fire ant), 1954 nucleotides. Its product is annotated as ectonucleotide pyrophosphatase/phosphodiesterase family member 5. Bases 203 to 1603 code for a protein of 466 amino acids. Lineage: Eukaryota; Metazoa; Arthropoda; Insecta; Hymenoptera; Formicidae. The record is from RefSeq and is a predicted model, not a curated record. The transcript has 8 exons.